Messenger RNA from Caenorhabditis sp. 36 PRJEB53466, 1868 nucleotides. The record is from the annotation of a GenBank genome assembly. NCBI's taxonomy places the organism in Eukaryota, Metazoa, Nematoda, Chromadorea, Rhabditida, Rhabditidae.
AUGCAGCCCAUCCUCCUUGUCGCCACUUUUAUCCUCGCUUUUUCGAUAUUCUACUACAAAGCCAUCUAUGAAGCGAUCCGGGACCGUCUGCACUUGUACAAAGAGCUCCGAAAGUUCGACGGACCGCUCUCGCUGCCGCUCAUCGGAAACCUGUACAUGGUGAACAUUUUCAACGUGGCACAGCUCACGCACCAAGUCAUGGAGCUCGGUUUCGCGUACUGCCGCAAGGGCGCGGGAAUUGUCCAAAUCUGGGUGGGUCCCGCGCCAUUGUUGGCGGUGGUGAAUCCGGUUUACGCGAAGGAGAUCCUCGAGUCGAACGAGAUUAUCACAAAGGCCGACGAGUACGACAUACUGUUUCCGUGGCUGGGCACCGGGCUGUUGACGUCCACAGGUGAGAGAGAGAGCGAGACUGGGGAACACGUUUUUGAUGGAAACCUGAUGAAAUCGACGUCCGUCAUUUUACAGGAGACAAAUGGCGACAACGCCGGAAAAUGUUGACGCCGGCGUUCCAUUUCAAAGUGCUCAAUGGCUUCCUUACCGUUCACGAUUAUCAGGCAAAGGUUGGCGCUUUUUUCGGGUUCAAGUCGAAACAAUUCGCAUUCUCAGGUGUUCCUGGAUCAAUUGAAACCGCACGCCGACAACGGCAUCGAACUGGACAUCUACCCGCACAUCAAACGAAUGGCACUCGAUAUCAUUUGCGAGACUUCGAUGGGAACCACGAUAGACGCUCAACACAACCACAAUCAUCCGUAUGUCAUGUAAGCACGUCUCGUCGUCCACACGCACCUUACUCUGGCACGCUCAUUCACAGGUCGGUGAAGCGUCUGAUGGAAAUCGGAUUCGCCUGGCAGAUCAAGCCGUGGCUCAAGUUGAAGCCGCUCUGGUAUCUGACCGGAUACGGAUUCGAGUACGAUCGACAUCUGAAACUGGUGACCGACUUCACUAAAUUGGUGAUUCGCGAGAAAUGGGAGGAAUAUCAGCAGUUUCACCUGGAUGCUGAUAAGAAGGACAAGAGAAGUAUGGCUUUUUUGGAUUUGUUGUUGGAAUUGAGACACGAGGGACUGAUGAACGAGGAGGAUAUUCGCGAAGAAGUCGACACUUUUAUGUUCGAGGGUGAGCUCAGUUGCCCUGUAGAAAUAUCGAAAAGUGAUGCGAAAUGUGUUAAUGAGCGACUUAUUAGUUGACAACUUUUCGAUAUCCACACUGGUACCGUAGCUGAUACCGUUUCUCUGCAGGCCACGACACAACCUCCUCUUCGAUGGGCUGGACCCUCUGGUGCAUGGCCCACAAUCCUGACAUUCAAGAAAAAGUGAUCGAAGAAGUGGAUCGGAUAUUCGGCUCUUCUGACAGAGAUUGCACGAACGACGACCUGAAACAAAUGAAAUAUCUGGAAAAGUGUCUGAAAGAGUCGCUUCGAAUGUUCCCUUCUGUUCCGUUUUUCGGCAGAAAAGUCGAGGAGGAUGUGGUCAUCAGUAAGCUACUUUUGCUUAAGACUUCAGGAUCCAUUUCCACUUGCAGAUGGUGACCUCCUGCCGAAAGGCGCCCGAAUACUUGUGGUGCCGCUCAUUCUGCAACGCAACCCGCUUCUCUUCGAGAAUCCGAACGUCUACAAUCCGGAAAACUUUUCCGAGGAGAACAUUGGCAAAAGACACGCCUACGCGGACGUUCCGUUCAGUGCGGGACCGCGGAAUUGCAUCGGCCAAAAGUUUGCGAUAAUGGAGGAGAAGACGGUCAUUUCGUGGUUCUUCCGCAAGUACCGAGUGAGUGCGAGCGCCGCGUUCGACGAUAAUCACAUUCUGCCGGAGCUGAUUCUCAAGUCAUCGCUCGGGUUUCCGGUCACCAUUCAUCAUAGACACGUUGCUGUUUGA